Lobosporangium transversale is the source of this 1102-nucleotide messenger RNA. RefSeq names its product t-SNARE. Gene Ontology annotation, cellular component: SNARE complex; endomembrane system; membrane. The record is from RefSeq and is a predicted model, not a curated record. NCBI's taxonomy places the organism in Eukaryota, Fungi, Mortierellomycota, Mortierellomycetes, Mortierellales, Mortierellaceae. The transcript has 6 exons. Gene Ontology annotation, molecular function: SNAP receptor activity; SNARE binding. The coding region runs from base 158 to 1063 and encodes 301 amino acids. Gene Ontology annotation, biological process: Golgi to vacuole transport; vesicle fusion; intracellular protein transport.
UUUUUCUUUUUUACAAUUACAUUCACUUCAUUGUGCACUACGCUUUUGACUCUUAUAACUCUUUAUUCAUUCGCAUAAAUUAAACAGUCUUUUCCUCAUCCAUCCUCUGAACAAGCACAGCAGCAAGAGUAGCUACAAAGGACAAACAUUAGUCAAUAUGUCUUUUGCAGAUUUGGAAAGAGGCGAAGGUGGUGGCUUCAGACGCACAGGAGCAACUGGCCCUACUCCGCUUGGGAACAAUGGCAAUGGCGAGAAUAACAAUAGCAGCAAUAAUAAUAGCAAUCGAUGGAACCGUCAAGCUUCUAAUCAACAGACAUCAGCAGCAGCAUUCAGUGCAAGAGUGAGUCAAAUUUCACAGCAGGUCUUUCGGAUUUCUUCCAAUGUGUCAACAAUACAGCGUCUUGUAGGAUUUCUUGGCACAAAUAAGGAUACGGAGGAUGUGCGCAACAAGCUACAUGAUGUAACUGAACAGACACGAGUGCUUGUCAAGGAUACCAGCCAAGAUAUCAAAGAUCUAUCUAAACUCGAUAACACACAUGGAAAAAAACUGGAGCACAACAAAUUGUCCAAAGAUUUUCAGAAGGUGAUUGUUGAGUUCCAGAAGGUGCAGCGUGUGUCAGCAGAAAAACAGCGCGAAUUUAUGGAUCGUGCUCGACAAAGCAAUGUUCGUAAUGAUUAUGAGGAUGAGGAUCGAAGUGAAACUGGUGAACAGCCAUUGAUUAAUGACUCUCAACGGCGGAUGCAGCUCAUGGUCGUUGAUAAUGAAUUAGAAUACAAUGAGUCUUUGAUUGUUCAGCGUGAAGAAGAGAUCCGAGAGAUUGAACAAGGAAUCACUGAGUUGAACGAGAUCUUUAGAGAUCUUGGUACCAUGGUGAAUGAACAAGGCAGCAUGCUCGACUCGAUCGAAAACAACGUCACUUCAAUCAGUAUGAGUACACAAUCAGCCUCUGAGGAAUUGACAACAGCUGCAAUCCACCAGAAAAAUGCACGUAAAAAAUCAUGCUAUUUACUCCUUAUUGUAUCAGGAGUCCUGGCUAUUGUAUUGAUAGCAGUAUUAAGCUAGAUAUAUCAAUGAAUAUAUAAUGCCAUGUCAUGAAGGAAG